GUCUGCACAGCGGAUAACGGAACCUGCAAUAUGAUGGAAAUCACUCCACACCUCGGUGCAUAUUAUUCUGUCAUUGGUAUACAGGGUAGCACCUGUUUGUUGGCUGCUAAAGUGAUCCAAUGCUGGCACCUAUAAUAGGAGAUGCAGUUCCCCAUUCGUUGACCGCAGGUUGCAGCAAAUCCAAGCCACUUCCUACGGCGGAAGACCCGGAGUUAGUAGCGGGGCAUCCGACCGAGAGCUACGAGUAGUACCUGUUCGGAUGAAGCAGUUGCAAGGGGGGCGGGAGGGGGAGUGCCUGGGGCCAUUUCUCAUCCAGUUGCUGCUCUGACCUUUAUAAUCGAUUUACUUCCUCUAACGUUUGUGCUCUCCUUCCAAGCCAUUCCUCCAGACCAAACGACCACCGAAGGACGAAAUCCCAACAAGUCCCAACUCCCCGCGAAAAGCUCGAUCCACCGAGAUGGCGUACCCAGCUAAACCGAUCCGUGUGUGGUUGACCCCGCCGGGACCUAACCCGUGGAAGGUGGUCUUCCUGCUCGAGGAACUCGAGCUGAACUACGAGAUCGAGUCCUUCCGGUUCGACGACGUCAAGAAGCCGCCCUUCAUCAACCUCAACCCCAACGGGCGCGUGCCGGCCAUCGAGGACCCCAACACGGGCCUGACGCUGUGGGAGUCGGGCGCCAUCUACCAGUACCUCAUCGAGGUGUACGACAAGGACAAGCGGCUGACCUACGACUCGCUCGCCGAGCGCCACCUGCUCAACCAGUGGCUGCACUUCCAGAUGUCCGGGCAGGGCCCCUACUUCGGCCAGGCCGGCUGGUUCCGGCACCUGCAUCCGGAGAAGGUGCCCAGCGCGAUCGACCGGUACGAUAACGAGAUCCGGCGAGUGCUGGGCGUGCUAGAGAAGGUCCUGGCCGAGAAACCUACCGCUAAACAGUGGCUAGUGGGCGACAAGAUGACGUUUGCCGACAUGGCGUUCAUGCCGUGGAAUUUCCGGCUGGUUGAGGUGCUGGCGGCGAGUAGCUGGGACGAGGUGUGGGAGGGUUUCCCGCAUGUGCGCGCGUGGCAUGAGAGGAUGGUGGCGCUGCCGAGCUGGACGAGGGCGAUGGAGAAGAGGGCGAAGUUGAUGGAUGACCAGGGCUUGCAGUGGAACGGCGUGCCCAAGGGGAUUGAGACGUUCACCGAGUAUGAGGAGAAGAUCAAGCGCGGGGAGAACACGAUCCCCGGGACGGAGUGAGCGGAUUGUAGGAAGAGAACACGUACUAAUUAGAGUCGAGAUGUUACCUGGUAGCUUCGCAGAAGAAAUGCAAACAGCAUACCUAGGUA
Chaetomium strumarium is the source of this 1323-nucleotide messenger RNA. Its product is annotated as glutathione S-transferase. Lineage: Eukaryota; Fungi; Ascomycota; Sordariomycetes; Sordariales; Chaetomiaceae. The record is from RefSeq and is a predicted model, not a curated record. The transcript is spliced from 2 exons. The coding region runs from base 458 to 1234 and encodes 258 amino acids.